CGGCCGGGCGGGCGGGCGGAGGGCAGGCGCUUGCGGCAGCCGAGUCGCGCUCCCUGGGCCGCCGCCGCCGCCGCCGCCGCCUCGCGCCAGCAGCUCGGCCGGCAGCGGCAGGAGCUGCCGAUCAUGAGGAGCCGAGCCGAGGCGUGGAGGGGAGGCCCCGGUCACUGGCGCCCGUGAACCGCAGCAGCUGCAGCCGGCGCUCCAGGCGGGAUGCCCUUCUCCUAGGGGCCGACUGCCCCCCCCGCGGCCCUCGCCCCACCCGAUGCGCCGCCUGCCCCCGGGGCCCUUCAGGAACCCUCUUGGGAAGGAGGCCGGACUCUCUUUGGAGACGCUUCCGAUCGGGGCUGCCGGAGAAGCCCAAGAAGCAGCCGCCGCCGCCUGGGCAGGGACACCAUGGAGGACUUCACCACCAGGACCUACGGGACCAGAGGCUUGGAUAACCGGCCUCUUUUCGGAGAGACGUCGCCGAGGGACAGAAUAAUCAAUUUUGCCGUUGGCAUCGUAGCUUCCUUGUUGCUUCUAGUCACUUUAAUCAGUGCUUUCGUCUUUCCUCACCUACCUCCAAAACCAGUGAAUAUAUUUUUUGCUUUCUGCAUCUCCUUGAGUUGUGUUUCGGCUGGCAUUCUUAUCUAUUGGUAUCGACAAGGAGACCUCGAGCCCAAAUUUAGGAACCUCAUCUACUACGUUUUGUUCUCGAUCAUCAUGCUUUGUAUAUGUGCCAACCUCUACUUCCAUGAAGUGGGGAAAUGAACUUUCCUAGGGUGAAGGUGGGGACGGCGUCCAGGCGCUCCUGAGGUCGCGUUUUUCCGCCCUGCUAGCUGGAGAGAGGACCAGGAGGGCCUCCUCACAACGCCCAGGGCACAGAGCCGGGAAGGAAGACCUGGAGGAAGGUUCACGGAGGUGUAUUUUGCCGGUUCUUCCUUCACCAGUGAGGUGAAGUAGUGCAGUACAACAAGAACAUUGCUUUAGGGGAUUGUGGGGAGGGAGGGGGUGGUGGUGAGCCACACAAUCGCUACUACUGCACUUAAUGAACAUUCCAGUUGUACGACGCUUGUGUUUUUUAAGAGUGGCACACCCUUUUUUCUCCCCCCGUUGUGUGGGGGGGAAAAAACACGGCCUUUUUUUUAAUUAUUACUACACUGUACAAAAAAAGAACCCCGCCCUCAGCACUGCAAAUGUCUAUACUACAUUAUAAAUAAAAAGGCAUCUACUAUGACA
Pseudonaja textilis is the source of this 1218-nucleotide messenger RNA. It is a transcript of the gene TMEM243, whose product is annotated as transmembrane protein 243. NCBI's taxonomy places the organism in Eukaryota, Metazoa, Chordata, Lepidosauria, Squamata, Elapidae. The record is from RefSeq and is a predicted model, not a curated record.